Molecule: messenger RNA, 2146 nt
Organism: Hippoglossus stenolepis (Pacific halibut)
Lineage: Eukaryota; Metazoa; Chordata; Actinopteri; Pleuronectiformes; Pleuronectidae
Product: arg8-vasotocin receptor
Exons: 2
Coding region: 203-1441 (412 amino acids)
Biological process (GO): G protein-coupled receptor signaling pathway; positive regulation of vasoconstriction; regulation of systemic arterial blood pressure by vasopressin
Cellular component (GO): membrane
Molecular function (GO): peptide binding; vasopressin receptor activity
Source: RefSeq, a predicted model, not a curated record
GCGUCACAGGAGGAGAACUAAUUGAUUUUGAUCUUUUUUUUAUUAUCAUCAUUGUUACCGGUUCCCUCUUCGAGCAGCCCCCCGGUGCUCACCCCGCGCAUGUCGGUGUAACCGAGGAGUUUGACCGCCUCAGUCUCCGGUGGGGACGGUUACGCACGGGAGGGCAGCCCGGCUCCGUGCGCCCGGACGGGACCCGGUCACCAUGCUCUUCCCCGCGGACAGCUCCUGCAACAUCACGGCCGGAAACUGCACCGGAGGCUUCGACUUAACGGAGCCGCUGGACACCGGGGCCCCCGGGGCUGCCGGGAACGCCACGGACCCGUUUGGACGGAACGAGGAGGUGGCCAAGAUCGAGAUCACCGUCCUGAUCCUGUCGUUCAUCGCCGCGGUGGUGGGGAACCUGAGCGUCCUGCUGGCCAUGCAGCGGACCCGGAGGAAGCCGUCGCGCAUGCACCUGUUCAUGAAGCACCUGAGCCUGGCGGACCUGGUGGUCGCCUUCUUCCAGGUGCUGCCGCAGCUCUGCUGGGAGAUCACCUACCGCUUCUACGGCCCCGACUUCCUGUGCCGCAUCGUGAAGCACCUGCAGGUUCUGGGCAUGUUCGCCUCCACCUACAUGAUGGUGAUGAUGACCCUGGACCGCUACAUCGCGAUCUGCCACCCGCUGCAGACGCUCCAGAAGCCCACGCAGCGCGCCUACCUGAUGAUCGGCUCCACCUGGGCCGUCAGCCUGGUGCUCAGCAGCCCGCAGUACUUCGUGUUCUCCCUGAGCGAGGUGCGCCCCGGCUCGGCCGUGUACGACUGCUGGGGUCACUUCAUACAGCCGUGGGGCGCGCGCGCCUACAUCACCUGGUUCACCGCCGGGAUCUUCCUCGUGCCGGUGCUCGUGCUCGUGCUCUGCUACGGGUUCAUCUGCCGCGCGAUCUGGCAGAACCUGAAGUACAAGACCCGGAGGAAGAGCGUGGGUGCGGUGGCGGAGUCCACGAAGAACGGGAUCCUGGGCCGGAGCUCCGUCAGCAGCGUCAGCACCAUCUCCCGGGCCAAAUUACGCACGGUGAAGAUGACGUUCGUGAUCGUGGUGGCGUACGUGGUGUGUUGGGCGCCGUUCUUCACCGUGCAGAUGUGGUCCGUGUGGGAUGAGACCUUCUCCUGGGACGACUCUGAGAACACCAUCGUGACGCUGUCCGCUCUGCUGGCCAGCCUCAACAGCUGCUGCAACCCCUGGAUCUACAUGAUCUUCAGCGGACACCUCCUCUCGGACUUCGCCGGCAGCCUGCCGUGCUGCCGCCGGCUCAGGAACAAGUUCAGCCACCAGGACUCGGACAGCAGCAGCCGCCGGACCACGCUGCUGUCCCGCCUGCAGGGCCCGCGCCUCUCAGAGCCGUUCAGAGACUUAAAUCCCAACCCUGGAAAACACUGUCAACAGGUCCCGUCCACAUCCUGACCCCCGGGUCACUGAAAACAAGGAAGGUGACCUCGUCUGAGGGCGCGGUCACAAAGACAGUUUGUCCACGUUGGUCCGAUCCACAGUGGAAACUGAUUCUGACGCUGGUUUGUUUCCCUUCACAUUCUCACUCUGCCACGUUUGGGCUUUUUCGGAGAUUAAAACAACUCCAGUCACUUUAACUUAAGAUAUUUACACUUUGUUCUCGUCUGUGCUCGUUGUUGUGAUUGUGUCAAAUAGAUGAAAUAUGGCUGAAUAUGAGCAUCAACUGGUUUUCAUACGUCCACACUCGAGUCUUACUGGGGUCGUUUCCUGUUGAAUUUGAGAUUAAAGUGGAGACGGAUCAGCUGUUCGACUGGAGGUGGACUUCAAACCGGACCGAGAACGUGAAGCGAGAAUAAACUCGUGAAAGCAACAAAUGUGACAUUGUAUAAAAUGUAAAUUACUGCAUCUGGUUGGAUUCACUUGUAGACGUGUGAGCCACUUGUGAUCGGAUCGCUCAGGACGGAGGUCUGGACCCCGUCCAACAAACCUCCGGCUCUGGAGACUUAACAGGAUCAACUCAGUUUGUUUUGGGUUUUCGUGGAAUUUAUUCACCGUGAGAUAUCGUUGAUCCUUUACACACAUUUAAUGUUUUCACUGAAAUAAUCAUUAGUAUUCUUUUGACAUGAGACGCUAUUAUCUAAGAAAUGUGCGUCUUCUCGC